This is a messenger RNA of Clupea harengus (Atlantic herring), 1733 nucleotides long. RefSeq names its product trichohyalin-like. Gene Ontology annotation, cellular component: cilium. The transcript is spliced from 4 exons. The record is from RefSeq and is a predicted model, not a curated record. The coding region runs from base 315 to 1733 and encodes 472 amino acids. Lineage: Eukaryota; Metazoa; Chordata; Actinopteri; Clupeiformes; Clupeidae. Gene Ontology annotation, biological process: cilium organization.
AAAUCAUGUCUGCUGGCUUGAUACUGCCCCAAAGCCAGAGAAUAGCAUAUGGAGGUUUGGUGUCUCUGGCUGUAGUCCUCUCACAUCUCUACCGUCAAACAGCAGUAGGGGAGGAGAGACCAUGUGUCGGUGCGUACGGGAGGGGGUAAUGGCAUAAUCUCACAUUAAAGAGCACUCUAGUGAUUUCUGCGGAGCAGUGUGCUUGCUUUCGAAGCUACCUGUCAGGUUUCGUAUCACCUGCUCCAGAAGAGAGGGAGAAUCCUGACGGAGCAUUUGCCAGUUUGAAGAUUGUUGGGCGCUUGGAUGAGCUGGAGAUGUCGGCGAUGGUGCAGACGCCCAAGCUGCAGGCCAGCGAGGACUUUGACCAGUGCGGUGCGGAGUAUCAGAGCCUCUCCAACCAGGACUACUACUCUCAACUGGAGGCUCUGAAGAGAAUGCACCUGCAGAACAUAGCACACCUGGACGUCAUGUACCUGAACGAGCUGAGCGCUAGCAAGGGCAAGGCGUCUCAAGAGGCUCAGAUGAGCGAUAAAGAUGAAAUAGACAGUGCUCAGGAAGCGGAUGAGUCUUUGCCAGCCAAGCGAGGGACUAACACCAUCCCCAGACAGGACAUAAAGCUUCAGCAGAACUCGGUCAGCAAGUCAGACAUAUCUGGGAGCCGGGAGAUGAAGGUAGAGAAGGAGAAGAAGGAGAAGAAGGAGAAGAAGGAGGAGAAGGAGGAGGAGGAGAAGGAGGAGGAGGCAGCUGGGCAAGCUAGCAGACAGAGCAGUGGAGUCAGAGAUGAGGCUAAGAGUUCAAAGCCACGAGCGCAGCCAGAACGAUGGGCCGCCUCCAAGCCAGCCAGCGCCGCCGCAAAACACCAGCCGAGGGCCCCCAGCAGACGGCCCCCGGGGGCAGAACCUUCCAGCAGGAUCGCCAAGGUGACCGUGCCCAAGCCCUUCAAGAUGAUGCUGCGAGAGGACGACAAGAAGCGGCGGAACCAGAAGACGCGCUCCGAGGUGGAGCUGGAGAACACGCUGCUGCGCAAGGAGCUGACGGAGCUGCGCGAGUGCCGGCGCCAGUUCCGCGCCACGCCCGCGCCGCCGCCACGCACGCGCCCGCCCCUGAGCGAGGUCUUCAGCCAGCGCGCCGCCGGCGGCAGGAGCCGAACGACCUCUCUGGACCGCGCCGCUCGUGCCGACCCGGGCACCAACCGGCGCACCGGCGGCAGCCGAGAUAUUUCACCGGAGCCCUUCAGUUUCAUCGAGCGCGAGCGCAGGAAGAGGGAGGUGAGGCUGGAGGCGGUCCUCAGCAGGCCGACCUCCAGGGAGGAGCGCUGGGUCUUCAAGGCCAGGCCUCUUCCCCGGCUCUACAGGGCCGCCUCCGACGACUACCACCUGUUCGGGGCUACAGAAACGCACAGCAGAGGCGAGGAGCAGCACCGCGGGCCAGACGUGAGCAGAGAGCGCCUCAAACACACAGGGAGGCUGGAGGACGAGAGGGGCGGUGUGGAGGUGGAGGAGGAGGAAACGGAAGAGAAGUCUGAGGAUGGAGAACAUGGAGCGGAUGAGUCCACGGAUGGAGCGGAGACGCCGAUACUAUGCAGUAACUGGAGGCUGAGGAGGAAGCCGUCGCUGGCAAGCAAAGGGCUGCUGGUGGAGGGGGAGACCGGGGGGGUGCGGGGGGGCAGGGAGGGGGAGACCAGGGGCCAGGAGCAGCUGCCAACUGGCAAGAGCGACUACAUCAGUGUGUGA